Molecule: messenger RNA, 7215 nt
Organism: Anopheles bellator
Lineage: Eukaryota; Metazoa; Arthropoda; Insecta; Diptera; Culicidae
Gene: bif
Exons: 5
Coding region: 1-5109 (1702 amino acids)
Biological process (GO): chemotaxis; neuronal signal transduction
Cellular component (GO): rough endoplasmic reticulum membrane; nuclear membrane
Molecular function (GO): microtubule binding
Source: RefSeq, a predicted model, not a curated record
AUGAUGGCCGAUACGCCCACUAACACCGGCAGCCACGCGAAUGCAGUCUCGCAGCAGGCCUCGGCCACAGACCCGACCGUCAUCCCGCAGUGGAAGAAGGAGCUGAUCCAGCGGCGCAAGAACCUUGCCAAGACGAUCGGUGCCGUCGCGACACAGGUGCACGAUUCGGCCUCGACGGUGGCCGCGGCCAUCUCGGCCGCCUCAUCGCCGGUCCUAGCCCAUCCGCGCACCCCAACCGGCGGCGUUGGAGCGUUCCCCGUCGGCAGCCCGUUCUAUGCCGGUGUCGCAACGAAAGCUACAUCGCCAACGGCCGCCGGGUUCACCGCGACGACGGCGGUAGGUGUUCACGCGCCGAAUGAACAGCCGACCGAUCACCAACACUAUCCACCGUAUCAGCACCCGUAUCAACAGCGCAACGGCGUUGGCGUUGGUGUUGGUGGCCGCGCACCCGAAUCCGUAGUAGUGUCGUCGGCCGCCACCGGAGGACUGGCGCUCGGGUCGCACGGCUCGGUCGCGGCCAACGGAGUUCAGUCAAAUUCCAAUGCGGGAGCGGAACACAACGGUGGAAGUAGUAGUAGUGUCGCUGCUGCCGCCACUACAGCAUCGCGUACCGUGAGCGUCGAGCAGCAACAGUCGCCGCAACAGCCGCCGCAUCAGCCCAUCGGCAGCAGCAGCAGCAGCAAGCCUCCGUUUCUCGUCAGCGGCUCGGCAGCACUUUCCAACGGGCAGCAGCAGCAACAGCAGGGGCUACUGAGGGACGGCGUCGCAGCCAGGAAGAUGGUCGCAGCCACGGCCACCGAGGAGAUCAUCGUCUACGAGAAGAGCGUGAUCAGCGAGGUCGACGGGGAGGAGCUUGGCGGCGGAGGCGGUGUCGGUGGUGGCCAGUUCGGGCUCGGUGAUGCCGGCGAGGAGCUAAAGUACGGCCCGGGGAUCGUGUCGCGGCUGCGCUGCCGCUAUCUGAGCCUGGCCCUGCGCCAGUCGGUCGCCAAGCAGCGCCCAUCGCUGAAUAGCAUGCGCCGCGCGACCAGCCUCAACAAUCUGCUGGACGAGGAGAGCGAGGACCUGAGCGAGCGCGAACAGUCGAUCGGCAGCGAAGGCUGCGGUGGAGGAGGUGCCGGCGGGCCAGGCGGGGCACACGGUGGUCAGCAGCAGCAGAAGAAGUACCACACGCAGAGCUAUCACCACACCCAGCAGCAGCAGCAGCAGCAUCUCUACGCAAACGGCAACAACCAUCAUAACCAUCUGAUCCACCAGCAGCCGCCUCACCAUCCGCAGCAGCCGCUCGGGCCAACGGUAGUUCUGCAGCCACCAGCGGGGGGCUAUCAGAAGAAGCAACCGUGGCACUACAACCAGCCCGCUUCGGAGGAGCAACAGACGGUGGCGGCGGUGGUCAGUAAGGCGGCGGCACCGUUUCUGCGCGGAGUGCAAAACAGUUAUACGCGCGCGAGCCGUCAGGUGGAGAAGAAGAACGACUACAAUCGCUACACCAAGCACCACCGGGGGGGCAGCGGCGGCGCAGACUCGGUGCUGCUGAAGCGUGCCCGCUCAGUCGAGGCCCUGGUGCGCUACGAUCACAAGGCCUGGGAGCGGGACGUCACCGGGACGACGAGGACAUCGACGGCGGCGGCGGCGGCGUUGGCCACGGCCACACCAGCAACACCACCGGUCGUCCCGUCGUCCGUCGUCGAGACGGACAGCAAUGUGAUCAUCUUGGACGAGAUCGCUCCGACGGCUCCAGCGACGACGACGACCACGGCAGCGACGCCGAACGGAGGCACGAUCGCCGGCGAGCAGCAUCAUCACAACGGAAGCAACGGUAUUUCUUCGAGCGCGGCCCCAAUCCUCGGCACCUCGCCGACGAUGAUGAUGAACGGUGGCGGUGGCGGCGGCGGCGGUGGUGGGCGCAUGGCGGUCGAUCUGCUGGUCAGCAGCGAUUGCGUGACGAUCGAGGAGAAGAUUAUCAAUGGGCGCGAGAAGGGCGAUCCGAAGCCGAAGCGGCUGACCUCGUUUAUCGAUGCCGACGAGCGGCCCCCGCCGGACGUGGUCAAGCAGACGAUGAAGAUCUUCGAGGCGAACGCGAACCGACGCGGCCCCGCGUCCCAACGGAUUCCGGUGGCGACGGCGGCGGUGCCGUCGCCAGCGGGGGGCGAGGUAGCAACGAAGGUGGCCAGCUACCGAUCGAUCAUCAUCGCCACACCGCCGGUGCUGCCGGCCGGGGCCGGAAUCACCGAGAAGCCGCCCAUCACACACCCGAAGCCACCGCUCAGCCCGAAAAAGCCAAACAUUAAGCCGCGCACCGCUAGUCCGAAGCAUCAGCAGCAGGUCCCGCCGAUCGUCGUCGUCUCGCCCCAGGCAGUUACGGCGAAGCCACCGCCAACUCCGAAAUCGCUCGAAGCGGUCAACAAUCUGAAGAACGCCGCCGGCACGCUGCGAAACGGUGGAUCCGCACCGGCUAACCAGCUAACUCAUCCGGUCGGUACAGAGCCGCUUCCGCUUGCCGUGACCCCUCCGUCGCCACCGGCACGCAGUAAACAUGUGUCACAGCAGCCGCCACUCAGCAACAUCAACAACACGCCCGUAAGCAACGGCGGCGCUGGUGUUGGUGCCAAGAGUGCUGUGGCGGCCCAAGAAGGCGGCUUUAUCUCGCACGAAGCAGUCGCGACCCGCGAACCCGAACCUGCGCGAAAACCGAACAACGGCGGCGGUGGCGGUGAUCACCACCACAACGACUACGAGAACGGCGGCAGCAGCAUCGGCGGCGGUGGUGGCCAGAACCAACACACGCACGUCGUUAGCUCCAGUACGGCACCGCCGCCACCGCCGUCGACGACGACCCCCUUGGUCCGCCCGUUGUCGUCGCCUUCGCCGCCAUCGUCGGGCGGCAUUUGCGAUUCGCCUUCCCUGCAGCAGCUCACGAACCCGCUCACCAGUCUGCAUCUGGCGACCUCUACGCCGACAGGAGCACCGAGCAGUAACGGUGCCGCGGGCACGCACGGCACGGAACGGAACAGCAACGGAACGUCCCCGACGACGACGACGGUUGGCGAUCGCCGUAACCUUGAGUACGUGACGAGCGAGGAGGACGACGACGACGAGGACGGCGGCGGCAGCGAAGGGCGCCGCACGGAGUACACGGUCAAUCCGAGCGAAUCGAGCGAAGAGGACAUCGCUGUCGUCCUGGGCGGUGGUGGUGGAGGGGCGAAGGACGUUCGUGACGGCACCGGUGGCUAUCGAUCGCAAGUGCCGCUGAGCAACAGCGAAAACGACGCCGACGACGACGAGGACGACGAGGAGGAGGACGAGGAGGAGGUAGGGGAGCAGGAUCGAUCGGUUCGGAAGGUAUCGCGCACUGCGAUGGAGAACAUUGGCCGGGCCGGCACCACGACGCAGUUCCGGUUUAAUGGAGCGACCAAAUCGUACCUUCCGGGCGGCACCGGGGGCGGCACGGUAAGUGGCAAAGCCCCCGCCCCACCGAUUCCGAUUGCUCGCGAGAGCCUGCUGAACGCUAAGCCUGGGGCGGCGCCGGCCAACGAGGUCACCGGAGUGUCAACCGGAAGUGGCGGUGCUCGUGGUGGUGGUGGAGCGAGUGCUGGUUCGAACGCCUCAAAAAGUGACGUCGUCGGUGGUGGUGGUAGUAUCGGUGUGGAUGCUGCUCCCGGUGGCAGUAGUGGUGGUGGUGGUAGUGGUGUGGUUCGGGCGCCCGAAGCGCCACUGACCCGGCGGGAGAUCGAGAAGAAUCAAAUCAAUCGCGAGCGAAGUGGCGAGCCCGGUGCUGCCACAAACAACAACAACAGCAACAACGGUGGUGUGCAUAAUAAUAAUAGCAAUAGUGGCAAUGGCAAGAUGAAGAUGAUGAUGAUGACGGGCGGUGCUGGUGCUGGUGGUGCGAGUGUGGAGAAGUCGAAAGCGGCCACCACCGAACCACCGCGGCUCGGUGGUGGCAGUGGCAGUGCGGUGACCGACAACAGUACGUCCUCCUUCGUGGCCAAAUGGGGUACGGCCGCCGGCCAGUCUCCCCAGACGGCGGUGGCGCCAGCUGCGACGGCGGCGGCGGCGACGACGACGCCCGCGAUCCGAAAGAAACCGAAACCUCCGCCAAGCCAGCAGCAGGAGGCCAGCAACACGAUGGUGUUCAACUUUAGCGACCGCAAGGACGUCCCGGAUUACAUCGAAAACGAUGGUGUCAUCAUCCGGCCACGCCCGAGAGAGCUACCGAAGCCCGGCGAGUCCGGCUUCGUGGUGCUGGGCGACCUGACGCUGGAAACCUCGACGGAUCCGGACGACGCGUGGGCCAUGGGACCGCCGUCGCCGUGCAACGGUGAAUUCGCCAACGCGUACAUCGUCAUCAAUGGCAAAUCGAGCAUGAGAAACAAGACUAGUAGAAGUAACAAGUUCAAAAUCCAAUUCGAUGAUUCGCUAACCUCGACGUACGAGUAUCCUUCCGAGACGUCCCUGCUGGAAACGAACGGUUUCGACGACGCCGACAGCGGCAGCGGCCCGGACAACUUCGGUGGUGCCGCCACGGAUAGCGGACUCCUUUCGCACACCAACAAACUCCUUUCAUCGGUGCCACUCGGUUCUGCACCGUUCGCUAGUUACACCCCAGUAAAAGCCGCCAUAGACACGACCUUCGAGCUCGGCGUAACACGCACGCCCUCCCCAUCUGCGGCCAGCACCGCCAGCAGCACCGGUUCCUCGAACGGGAGCAAUAGCACGAGCAGCAGCCGCAGCAGCAGCAGCAACAACAACAACAGUAGUCAUCAACAACAUUCUGCGACAUCGCACAGCGACUCGCACUAUCUUCAGCAUUCCCUAUCCGGUGCCACCAUUCAGGCGGCUGUUGCUGCCACUGCCGCUGCCACCAUCAACGGCAACGGAUACGGCGGCCCGGGGUCACAGUUGCUGGACCGACCGAACAACCUGCACAGCAACGGCCACCACGGGGACGCGGUUACGAGCGCCACCGCUCGGCUGCUGAAUGGAGACGUAACAACGCUGUGCGGCGGUGGUACCGGCGAACCAGAAAGCAUUCAGUACCUCAAGCCAGCCUCCGACGAGCAGACGGUCAACUGGAGCCAAGGGACCCGUGUAACGGACCUGCUUUUCUAAUGCGCGCACCGCGUCACCGGGCUGCGAAAGACACAUUGUACAGUUUACAAAAGAACAUAGCGAUAACGAACGAGAAUUAUGCCCGCUGCCGUCGACCACAGUUCCAAAACGGCCCUAAUGUUUUCCCUUUCUUUUCCUAUUUUUUUGGCGGUUCGAAGAACCCUUGAUUCGGGUGGUUGCGCAGCAGCGCUCGCGAUCGACCGAUCGCGAUCAAUAAUGUUGGAUGUGACAAAAUUGAGUAUCGUUUUUUUUUGUUUAGAUGGUCAGCGCAACGAGACGGCAUGCUUUUGAAUUUAUUGUCCAUUUUGCUCCGAAUAACGCUUACCGUAAAUCAUUGGACAUACUGGCGUCGUGAGUGAACAUAAAAAAACUGGACUUUGGCAGUGCGAGUUACUCUGCGACGGGAGCCAUCGUGUUUGUACUUUAUACUGCAUCAGAUUUUCUUCAGAGCAGACAUUUUAGGAAUUUGUGAAAUAAAGCCUCAAACUAAUAAGCCAUGUGCACGCAGGACGCUUGCUUGCAACACGACCACGCCCGGUGAUCGAUCUUCCCGGUGUGAAUUGAGUCUACGGAGCGAAAGCAAACAUUCCCCUGAAGGGUAACCAACGCACGAGAAGGGACCGAGAUUCACCUGAGUUUCUUCGUCGUCGUCUUUUUUUAUUGUGGCGGAGCCCAUACGGAAUAGCAGUUCUACUAAUAUUGUGAUUUGAUACAACCGCCGGCGUUAGAGAACCUGGCAAACUAUUUAAAGGAGAGCGAUCGGUGUGAUAGAAACUGUAAAUCCAAACCCCAAAAGUGGAUGACGAUGGCACCGAAGAGCAACAGAGAGACAUACAGAGAGAGAGAGAGAGAGAGAGAGAGACGUGCAAAAUCGUGUGCAACAUUUAGCAUUGGCGAAGGUAGAAACAAGCAUUACUGCUAUUAUCAUUACUCUUAUUAAUGCUAUUAUUAUAUUAAAAUAAUUAUUGCGGCGAACGCGCCCCCCUUAUACAGCGAGCAAUGCGAGCGCCGUCGUGAACCUAGAGAGUAAGGUUUUUGUCUUUUUAAGAAAUUUGAAUUGUAUAGAGGUAUGAAAUCGAGUUGAAAGCGGGAACGGGGAACGGAUGGAUCGGGCGGAGCGGACUAACGAGAACGGAAGAGCGCUCUGCUCCUAACAAAUUGACCAUGAUGUGGGGUGUGUGUGGGGCUCGUACACCGAUGGACGGACCAAGAAAAGCCGACCGAAUUUUUAUGAGGAUCGAUCGCCAAUCGAAAUUCGGAUCCGAUGUCCGAUGAUUAUCAGGGCCGCCGCCGGCAAGCAGCCAGCCGGCGAUAUGUGGGUUCCAUGCGUGUGGUUGGAACCAUUUUUUUAGCUUUUAAACAUAUUUCGUAACUCCAGACUGCCACCAGCAGCAGCAGGUACGCCCGCGUAGUCACGGCGUUGCCAGCACGCGCAGUGUGUGAUCGAGCGGGCAAGUAAAUGUAGACGCCACGCGCACCCGCAAAAGACAGUUAUAACUACUAAACACAUUUAAACACAAUUUGAGUGGCCGAUUAGUGAGUAAGGAAGGCGGCGUGCACGCGCACGUUGCGCGCUAAUGUGAUUAUGCUUAAGAAUUUGGCAACAUGUUUUAAGAACAGGAUCCGGCAGAUCGGCGAUCGAUGAUCAAACAACACGGCAUGUGCCGUGUGUGAGGGGGCGCAAAGCGCUAAAGGAGGCGCUAGUGUAAAGGAAACUGCCGCCACCGCCAAUGUGCCCACAUCAGCCCAUCUCAAACUGCCUCGAGUUAGUGCCAGUGCCGUAGUUGUGGAUGAUGGCCCCCGCCUUGUGCACCAAUUCCUUCGCUUUCUUCGUGCAGAUUGUGCCCCUCUCGCUUCGCGCCACAAUCGGCCAUCGCGUAGGCUGCUUCCUCCAUGACAGUCGUAGGCUUUUCUGUAGGAAGCUGUCCAUAAUUCCCUUACACAGCCCGGCCGGCGGUCGGUGGGAGUUCCAUUUGUUGUGCCGGAGCCGGGAAGAGGGAUUGUGUUUGUUCUAGUUUCACUCACCGUUUCCAAACCGUUCAUUACGUAUUUUUUAUACAUAUACAUGCAUAUAAAACGUAUACAAAAUAAAUCUAUCGACAGAAA